This is a messenger RNA of Osmerus eperlanus (European smelt), 559 nucleotides long. RefSeq names its product thyroid hormone responsive (gene thrsp). The record is from RefSeq and is a predicted model, not a curated record. NCBI's taxonomy places the organism in Eukaryota, Metazoa, Chordata, Actinopteri, Osmeriformes, Osmeridae. The transcript has a single exon. Gene Ontology annotation, cellular component: cytosol. Gene Ontology annotation, biological process: regulation of lipid biosynthetic process. Bases 6 to 503 code for a protein of 165 amino acids.
CUUUCAUGUCACUGCAGACUGACUUUUGGCUACCACCAUCAUACCAACAGCACCAGAGAAGCCAGAACAAUUUGAUUGGAAACAUGCAGUCUGCUGAGGCCAAGCUGAACAAAAGCUUCCUGCUCCUGGCUUUAAGGAGAUACAACACAGCUGUGCAAAACAUGGAGCACACCAUCCUCCUACCCAGUCUCUUAAGAGAUGUGCCAUCUGACUAUGUUGAAGACUGUGAUGCAGCAGAAGGGUCCUGUAAAGAUCUGUAUGACGACUAUCUCAUGGUGAAGGCCAUCAGAAACAAAGUGGAGAGUGGUCUGGUUCCCCUCGAUGAACUCAAGGAUAAAGCCCACGCAGAACUUCACACAACCCUGGGGCCGUUGCUGGAGGUAGAUCCUGAAGCCCUUUUCUACUUUCACCUUAGAGGGCUGUUCACUGUAAUGGGCUCUCUUACCAAAAAAUCCCAGAGCCUCACAACUAAGUACUUGGACAUCAUUGGAGUGGCAAACUAAACUACCUGCAAAAACCUCCAGUUUUAUGGAAAGAAACAAGCUGCCUUUGCAUUUUU